AUGCCUCUCUAUCAACCCCUCGACCCAAACGCCCACGUGCUCAGCCAAUUCUCCCUGAAGGGCAAGAUUGCAGCCGUCACUGGCGGUGCUCGCGGAAUCGGACUAGAAGUUGUACAGGGGCUCGCAGAGGCCGGAGCCGAUGUGGCUCUACUCUAUACAUCAAGCAGCGAUGCCCACGAAGCUGCUGCCCAGGUAGCGGAAAAGACCGGACAGCGGGUGAAGGCAUACCAAUCAAAUGUUGCAUCGCGCAGUGAGAUUGCGGAAACCAUUAAUCAUGUCGCCAGAGAGUUUGGUGGUGGCCGCAUUGACAUCGUGGUCGCGAACGCUGGCACUUGCACGAACUGCCCUAAUUUAGAGUAUGAUGAGGAAUCGUGGGCGAGAGACAACCGCGUUAACUAUGACGGGGUGAUGUGGACGGCGCAGGCCGCGGGGAAAAUCUUUAAGAAACAGGGCAGGGGUAAUCUGAUUAUCACUGCUUCGGUCAGCUCAGUUCUUGUCAAUAUUCCGCAGACACAGGCUGCCUAUAAUGCCUCCAAGGCCGCAGUCGUGCAUUUGGCGAAGAGUCUGGCUGUUGAAUGGACGGGGUUUGCGCGGGUGAAUUGUAUCUCACCUGGGUUCAUCAUGACAAAAAUGCUCACCCAGCAACCCAAGGAGCUUUUUGAAAAGUGGUUGGCCAUGAUUCCGGCAGGACGAAUUUGCGACCCUGCCGAAUUGAAGGGGGUAUAUGUCUUUCUUGCCAGUGAGUCCUGCUGCUACAUGACCGGUGCAAACAUCAUUGUGGACGGCGGCUACACCUUACCUUAG
This is a messenger RNA of Aspergillus versicolor CBS 583.65, 804 nucleotides long. RefSeq lists its product as uncharacterized. Gene Ontology annotation, cellular component: intracellular anatomical structure. The record is from RefSeq and is a predicted model, not a curated record. Lineage: Eukaryota; Fungi; Ascomycota; Eurotiomycetes; Eurotiales; Aspergillaceae. Gene Ontology annotation, molecular function: oxidoreductase activity, acting on NAD(P)H, oxygen as acceptor. The transcript has 3 exons. The coding region runs from base 1 to 804 and encodes 267 amino acids.